AAUUUGCAUAAAUUCGCCAUUUUGUUUAGAUUUCUGUUUUCUUCGAGAUGAAUUUAAAAUAGAUCGAUUUUUCGUCGACAGUAAACACUAGAAGUAAAAUAUAAUUGAAAUAAUUAACAUCGUUCAGGUAUUUUGAAAUACAGAUAUUCAAUUAGAAUUUGCAUUUCAAUUCUCUUGGAUUUCUUUGAUUAAAGUUUACCAAACAUAGCCAGUAUAUCAUAUCCGGAAACAAAAUAUUGUAUUUUGGCCUGGUUUAAAUUUCAAUAAAGUAUCAGUCAAAUUUAUUUAGCAGAAAUAGAAAUAACAGAUUAAUUCCACUAUAUAACCUCGCAAUAUACGUAAUUAUACGAUCAAUUCACUUAAUAUUUUUUAACACAAAUUUUGUCCUUUCAGUUUCUGACGUCUAAAAAGAAAAUGUAACAGAAAAUGAUAGAGAGUAAGGUUUUGAAGUUGGCAAACAAUAAUAAAACUGUACAGCCGUCUAGAUUAGUAAACUAUAAUAUGACACCGGUUAAUGGUAUUAAAUUCAAUCAUGUGACAUAUCCUCGGUCACUAUCUAAUUCACCAGACUUACCAACAUCAAGUCAAUCAGAGAAAGCACCAACUGCUGUCAUCGGUUGGACUUGUGUUAAUGGUCAAGCGGUUCAGAAACCAAACGUUCCAACAAAGAAAACAUCUAUAUAUCCAUCUUAUCCAAAAUCGAAAAUAGAAUUUCAAGAAACACCAAACAUUCAGGUUAAUAAUUCAGUUCAAAGGAAAACAAACGAGAAAUGUCGAUUAUAUCCGGAACUAUGCGAAAAAUUAAAGAAAAAGGGUUCCACUGAAACUAUUAGGACUAAUUCAUUUAAAACGAUUGGAAGCUACAAUAAAAUGAAAUAUUCAAAGAUUUUAAAAACGAGAUUGAAAACAAAAAGUCUAGCUGCAUUAUGUGAAGAUUUAGUAGAAGAGGAAGAGGAAGAUAGAGUAUUGCUACCGUCUAUUAGUUUAGUUUCUACUUCUGACGAAGAUGAAAAAUCAAUUAAAUUCUCAAAGUUUGAUCAGAAUCAUCAGAAUAUAUUUUAUCCGAGCCAACUAUCCGAUGAUGAAGACGACAAUGCUGACUCAGGGAUUGAUCAACUGUUAUACCAUAGACGAGCAAAUCGAAUUCUGUCACAAACUGCUUCCUUACGCCGGCAAGUGUUUGAACAAUAUCGUUCAAUAAAACAAAAUGUCAAAUUAGAAGGACGCUUGAAAAAGCGUCUAAAAUGCUUAACAACCGCUGCAAAGACUAGUGCUAAUACUACAUCAGAUAUUCUACGACUUUUUGAUAUACCCGUUCAUAGAACGGUAGAAGCAAAACGUAGGAAACGAACUUCUAUUGGGGGAAAGGAGCCGUGUGCCUUUCAGAAAACGGCAAAAUGUACUAAAGAUGCUCUACCGUUUACUAAGCAUUGUUUAGAGCAUAUAACAUACAACGUAAAUCAACAAUUAUUCAAUUUUUGCACAGCAAAAUGUGCUAAUCAAACUCCUUGUAGAGCGCCAGUAUUUGACAUAGUCAAUAAUAUGGCGUUGUGCCCAAAGCACUCAUCCAACUCAUCUCAACAAACCAGCAACCCAUUCAAAAAGAUACGUCGUAAAACGAAACCGUCCGCUUUAACUCGUCCUCAAAGAAAAAAGAAAAAGAAGACUACAACUCAGAAAUCUGAUAGAACUGUGACUAAUACGAUAAAUUCUCAAUCUAAACACAACAAUAAUAGCAUACCGUCUAAUGCUCAUGUGGUAGAAGAAAAUACUAAGGAGAAGGAUGCUGUAAUUUUUACAGAUAUCGACGAGGCUAUUCAACAAGCAACAGCUCUUCUAGAAGAACAAGAUUUUAAUUUUGUAUUAAAUGGAUUAAAAGACGACGAUGGAUUCGCAGAUUUUCAAGAUAUUGAAAAAUCUUUUAGUGAAAACGAAUUAAAGAAAUUAUCUUUAAAUUUUACCCCUAAUGAAUCUAAUGAUUAAAAGUAAACUAUAAGAACAUGCAGCUUUUUCAACAUUUCAAGUCGGUGCUUCUUAAUUAAUACUUCAUGAAACAAAACAUCAUUAUUGAUCCUCUUUUUUUGCUAGAUUUAAUAAAAUAUAUGUAUAUUUAUACGUAUAUCAAGGUAUAUUUAUAUAUAUACUAUAUAUAUAUAGAUAUAUAUAUAAAUAUAUUUAAACUCUUUCUCUC
This is a messenger RNA of Dimorphilus gyrociliatus, 2191 nucleotides long. The record is from the annotation of a GenBank genome assembly. Lineage: Eukaryota; Metazoa; Annelida; Polychaeta; Dinophilidae.